Messenger RNA from Glycine soja, 1945 nucleotides. RefSeq names its product AP2-like ethylene-responsive transcription factor At2g41710. Gene Ontology annotation, biological process: regulation of DNA-templated transcription. Gene Ontology annotation, molecular function: DNA-binding transcription factor activity; DNA binding. NCBI's taxonomy places the organism in Eukaryota, Viridiplantae, Streptophyta, Magnoliopsida, Fabales, Fabaceae. The record is from RefSeq and is a predicted model, not a curated record. The transcript is spliced from 9 exons. Bases 305 to 1648 code for a protein of 447 amino acids.
CAACCAACUAACCCAAAGUCCAAACCUACACUUUUUGAAAAAUUGUUCCCUCAAGGGCUACAAGCUCAUCAAGCAUCACCCUAGCUUCGGAACCAGGAGACAAGGGUGUUCAGAACAUGCACGACAGUCAUUAUGUUUUCAAAAUCCCUAAAUGACGCUUCUACCCCUCAUCCCAUCCUAGCCGUUACUUUCAGUUAAGACCGCACGCCAGUAACCUCCAAAGCCCUUUUUCAUAAUUUCACCACUUUCUCCUCUCCUUCCCAGCGAAUCCUAUGCAGUUAGUAAUCAUCCCCCUCCCCUGCCAAUGGAAACACAUCCACACUAUAUUUCUAAAGCGUUUUCUCUCACUAACGUUAGGGUUAGGUUAGGUUUGGUUUGGUUUACGUCAAUGGCUUCUUCUUCUUCCGAUCCUGGCAAGUCCGAAGCUGACGGCAGUUCGGAGACUCUGUCGGAAGCAACCGCGGCGGCGAAGGAUGGACAGUUACGGAUGAAGAAGGCAAAGAAAGAGAGAGUGUGCACUGCGAAGGAGCGAAUCAGCAAGAUGCCUCCUUGCGCUGUGGGCAAACGCAGCUCCAUUUACCGCGGCGUCACCAGGCAUAGAUGGACUGGUCGUUAUGAAGCACAUCUUUGGGACAAAAGUACCUGGAACCAGAAUCAGAAUAAGAAAGGAAAGCAAGUUUACUUGGGGGCAUAUGAUGAUGAAGAGGCAGCAGCUAGAGCAUAUGACCUUGCUGCUCUGAGAUAUUGGGGUCCGAGUGCUCUCAUAAACUUUCCAGUGACUGAUUAUGCAAGAGAUCUUGAAGAAAUGCAGAAUGUAUCCAGAGAGGAAUACCUUGCAUCUUUACGGAGGAAGAGCAGUGGUUUUUCAAGAGGACUUUCCAAAUACCGGGGACUCUCCAGUCGAUGGAAUCCAACAUAUGGUCGUAUGGCUGGAUCUGACUACUUCAACAGUAGAUAUUAUGGUGAAGAUUCAGCUGCAGAAACCAAAUAUCUAAGUAGUUUCUGCAUAGAAAGAAAGAUUGAUUUAACAAGUUACAUCAAAUGGUGGGGGUCAAAUAAAAGUCAGCAACCUGAUUCUAGAGUAAGAUUUUCAGAUGUUAGAAAGCAUGGUUUUGCUGGAGAUUUUUGCAUUGAACACAAAACAUUGGAACAAAACGUCCAUCCUUCAGAACCAUACCAGUUGCUAGCAUUAGGCAUGCCCUGUGAAAGGAUCAAACAUGAACAUUCUUCUGUCUCGGCUUUAAGUAUUGUGUUACAAUCAGCUGCUUACAAGAACUUGCAACAGAGAGCAUCAACGAGACAGGAAAAUAGCAAUUAUAAUGACGAGAAUGAAAAUAAAGAUACCAUCAUCAAUAAGUUGGACCAUGGGAAGGCAGCAGAGAAAUCAUUGAAUAAUGACAGUGGCAAUGAAAGACUUGACAUUGCAAUGGGAAUGAGUGGAUCGCUGCCUCUUCAAAGAAAUGUUUACCCACCGACAUCGUUAUUGAUUGCUCCACUUUUGACUGCCUACAACACUGUUGAUCCAUCGGUAGAUCCUGUUCUCUGGACGCCACAGGUUCCUAUACUUUCUGCUGGCCUUUCUGGUGUAGCUGAGGUUGCGAAGACUGAGACCAGUUCAACGUACACCAUUUUUCAGCCAGACGAGUGAUUGGGAUUUGAAUGUCUGAUUUGGAAAACAACAAAUUUGAGCAGAGCUUGUAUCCAACAAUGGCAUUCGCGUUUCUGCUCGGCUAAUGUGGAACCCGUAGCUUGAAUUUCCUUGCUAGUUUCGUAUUACAUGGGUUUUAGAAAUCAGAGGAAAAUAAAAUAUUACCGAAUUCGCAUAAACUCUAUCAUGUAUAUGUAGCUGGACAAAUUUUCAUUUUGUGUAAGAAGAAUAAUGUUAUUUACAGAAUAUGAGGAAUUACCGAAUUAUGCAAUAUUGCUACUUAUAUGUUAGCUCAAA